UGUGUUCCCCUCCGGCAGCGAUACAGUUCACUUUGUAAUGACGAAGAACAGCCAUCAACAAAUCCCUCUCAAGUAAAUCCAUCUUACACCCCUUCCACAAAAACAACAACAAACAACCCAUCCUCACCCAUCCAACCCCUUCCAACCCCUCUUCAAAUCAAAACAACAGCACAGCAAAGCAUCCUCCAUCAACCAUGGACCCCAUCUCCCAGCGCCUCGACCACUGGGUGCGCUUCAUCUCUCGAUCGGCGACAAUCUCGAUAUCCGUGUACCACGGCUACCACGGCGCCCGCAACAGCCUGGUCGACUUCAUCUCCCUCCUCGGCACAAUCUCCCGCACCAUCGUCAACCUCUCCCACUUCGGCAGCAGACUAGAGGUACAGGAUAUCCUCCUGCUCUGGGCUCUGCUCCGUGUGCUCCGCCGUCUGCUCCGCGGUCUGGUCCGCCAUCUGGGCUUUGCACCGCCAGCUCUGCCAGCCUGGCUCCGCCAACUGGGCGCUGCGCCGUCUGCUCGCCCGUUCUCUCUGCCGUUGCCGUCUGCCCCGCCAUUUGGCCCGUCUGCCCUGCCAUCUGGGCCGCCGUCUGCCCUGCCAGCCACCCAGCCCUGGCCUCUUGCGAACUAUCCCCAACGUUUCCCACUUGGGCAGCCGACUGGACAUUAUCCUUUUGCUCCUGUGUCUGCUUCGUCUGCCCCGUUGUCUGCCCCGCCGUCUGGACCGCUCCCUGGGCAACCAUCUGGCCCGCCUGCUCCGCCAGCCCAAACGUCCUGGAUCCUCCAGCUCCGCCAGCAACGCCAGCUCCAGCAGUCUGGGCCUGGAAGCGGAGGUGCUCCUCGUUAAAGCACCGGCGACGCCAAAUGGGAGAGACGCGACUUGUCCCCGGGCCUGCCUGCAUCAGCCGAAACGUCGCGUACAAAAUGUAGUAAGUAGUAGCCUCCAACUGCGCGCUCGAAGAAGGCGUGUAAUCCGCGACCGAAAAUCCGUAUGUGUGUCUGCCGCGUCCAAGUAGGUCCUCUCCCCAGGACAAUACCU
This is a messenger RNA of Neurospora tetraspora, 1031 nucleotides long. RefSeq lists its product as uncharacterized. NCBI's taxonomy places the organism in Eukaryota, Fungi, Ascomycota, Sordariomycetes, Sordariales, Sordariaceae. The record is from RefSeq and is a predicted model, not a curated record. The transcript has a single exon. The coding region runs from base 195 to 839 and encodes 214 amino acids.